This is a messenger RNA of Cercospora beticola, 2655 nucleotides long. The record is from RefSeq and is a predicted model, not a curated record. Lineage: Eukaryota; Fungi; Ascomycota; Dothideomycetes; Mycosphaerellales; Mycosphaerellaceae.
UUGUACUUCACUCUUCUGGUAUUGUCAGGCACUUUCUAUUGUCCAUUCUAUUCUUCCACGAGAAGGACUCGGUGGCCUUCGACAGGCGCUGGCCUUUUCCUUUUCUUCCACCUUCUCAUUAACCUCAUCUUCAACACACCCGCAACCUUCAUUACUGCGUCUUCGCUGGUCGAUCGCCUAUCACUCUCCUCGAACACCACUUCCCUGCGAAUCAGCUAAUACACCUAAUAUCAAGAACGGCACAUGUUUCUGCGCCUCUACCCAACUGAGAAGUAUGUGGGCGAUGCGACUCAUGAUCGAGCACGGCAGCUGACUGUACCAGGCUCGUCUACGUUCCCUUCGAAGCAGACCGCAUCGAAGCACUCUUCGCGAAGCUCAAAGCGACGAAAGCCAAGGGCGAGCACAAGACUGACAAGAUGACGCUCUCUCCGAAGACGCUCUCGGGAGCUGGCUACAUUAUCCUCAACGGCAUCCGGGUGAUGAACAUCAUCGGGUUUCUCGCUGUCGUCACCGCAAGCGUGGUGAUGCUGGUCAAAACCAAUACCGACACACAUCUCUUCUUCUUCGACGCACUUAGUCACGUCAUCACGCUCAUUUCAAGCCUGUUUCUCAUCACGUCCGAGCUUCCCGUCUUCAAAGGCUACUUCGCGCGCAACUGGCCACUUCUUAGCCCCGCUCGUGGCUUCGUCACUCUCGCCAUCGCCAUGAUAGUCAUCGGCAUCCAGGUCAUGGGCAAUCUCAACAAGAGCGCAGGGAGCCAGGAAGAGCUUGGUAUGCCAUUCUGGCGCAUCGUGAUCGGGUCUGGCAUCCUCAUCUUCAUUUUGGGCUGGAUCAAUCUCUUGGCUAGCUUCAUCUUCCGCGACCGAAAGCAGGGCAUUACUGCUCGCAUGGUUCGCGCACAUGGCGCAGUGGCAGUCCACAAGACUCCAAUGUCUGUCUCCACCGAGAGCUGCGGCUCACGCACUCCGCCAGCGCCGGUACUCGCACAGUCGUACAUCCCGAACCCCGUCACUCCGUCACCUACCAAGACAACAGCCAACCCGUUCCGCUUCCUGCACUCAGAUCGUCGCGAGUCUGGUCUUCCAUCGUACCACACCGCCUCCGCUGGAUCGCCAUCUGUCUACAAAGCCAACGAUGGAUCAAUCUCGCCAACCAGCAAGUACUCUCGUGCCACAGUCUGCACCAAGAAGAAGGUCUUCGGCAUGUUCGGCAGACAGAGUCGCCAGAGUCUCGCUCCCCCACUCCCGGUCAACGUCCAGCAGCCGGAGAUGGAGAUCUCACGACCUCAAGGCGUCAACCCACAAUUCGCUCAUCUUGUGCAGAGGCCAGACAGUGCCAUGCACCCAUCGAGAGGCACGAAUGAGAGCGAGGCUUUCAGGUGGCGUGUGUGACGAUGACAACCUCGUCGGCGGCAUUUCGUAUUCUCUUUGUGUCAUGGGCGGCCCACAGGAUGAGAAAAAGGUUGUAUCAGCGCACUCGCUUUCUUGCUGCGUUCAUUAGCGAGAUACCCAUCGAUCUUUUCGGCCUCGAUAUGAGAGCCUGUAGUACGUUCGUUUAUGCAAUAACGACGCAACGAAAGUUCUUUUCAGAUCACCUCCGGUCAAUGGCCACGUAUCCCUCAGCUUCAGAGUCUUCCUUUCCUUGUCUCUCGCCGCUACUCUUCAACCCCAAUCUCUCUUCCACAACCUGCACAAUCUCUUUCCACUCCCUCAUCGCCCCUCCGCCCUUAUCCCCACAAGCCAAUCCCUUAUCAAUCGGCCUCAAAACCUCCACCCACCCUCCAUUCCUCACAUUCCACUCGCCCUCCAAAACAUCCAAAUGUCUCUUCGUCACCGGAUGAUUCCACAUAGCCGUAUUCAUCGCCGGCGCAACCACAAUCCCCUUCUUCCUCGCAUCUUUCACGCCUUCAAUCCCCGCAGCAUAAGGCAAUCGAAUCCCCGGCCUAGCCUCAUCAAUCAUCCCCGUCGUAUCCCAAGCCCUUGCAACGGAGUAUACCAUGCUAUCGCUCAUGCCUAAUGCGAUUUUCGCUAAUGCGUUUGCGGAUAAUGGAGCGAUGACCAUGAGAUCUGCCCAUCGGCGGAGUUCGAUGUGGAGGAUACUGUCGCCUCGGACCCAGGGUUUGCGCCAUUCGUCUGCGUCGAGGUAGAGGCCGUCGACAUUGGGGAGGUGGGAGAUUGAUGCUAGGGAGGGUUGUUCGGAGGAUUGGGAUUGGAGGAAUUCGCAGGCGGAGGGGGUGAGGAGGACGCGGAUUGAGAGGUUUUUGUGCGUCGAGAGUGCGGAGAUGAUGGAGGGGAGUUUGAUCGUUGCGACGCUGCCAGUUGCGCAGAGGAGGAGGUGGUGUUUGCCGUCGUUGAUGUGGUCGGAGGCUUUGAGGAUGGGUGGAGGCGGAGGGAAGUCUUUCUGAGGGUCUCGUGUUCCUUGAGCUGAGGUCUGUUUCGCCGGAGUCUGUCGCUCUUGCGUCUCCUGUUGUACUGGCUUCUCCCAGAAGGGAGGAUCUGAUUUGAACAGUUCCGGAUUUCUGUUUGCAACAUAGGUGAAGAUAGCAGCGAUGGCUAGAAAUGUGAUGAGAACGGCGGCCUGGGGCAGUUUCCUGAGAAGCUCGGCAAGAGCCUUGUCCGUCUCUUCCCAGGCCAUGCUGACCUACCUUGACCUCUC